Entamoeba invadens IP1 is the source of this 1673-nucleotide messenger RNA. RefSeq lists its product as hypothetical. The record is from RefSeq and is a predicted model, not a curated record. The annotation marks the transcript as partial. Lineage: Eukaryota; Evosea; Mastigamoebida; Endamoebidae. The transcript has a single exon.
AAUGGAAUGAAUUUGUGAAACAAUACACUUCAAACACUACGGACAAAUGCAUCAAAAGCUUCACUCCUAACAACGUACUCUCUGAAAUUGCUCUAGUCUAUGGAAUUGCAGAUAAGUCGAUCAUUAAGGAUGUUCAGAACAGUUUUUCUUCAUUUUCAGAACUUAAAACGGCUCCAAAGACGACAAUUUACUAUUUGAAAGGUGAAGCUUUUGCAACUCAAACUGUUAAUACAAAAGACUUGAAUUACGAAUUGUUAAGUUCAAUUGAAGCAUCCUCUGGUAAGGUGGAUGCAUUGGUCAUUGCUGCUAAAAGAUACUUGGAACCAAAAGUCAAAGACAAGUCAAUCAAACGCGGGACUAUUUUAGUAUUAUCCGAUCAAGGUUUGUCAAGGGUUUUUAACGCGGGCUCUGAGUUUGACAGAAACAAUAUAAGUGUACAUGUUGUAUCUUUUAACAGACAAAAUUCUGCAUCAAUGACCUUGCAACUGAAAAGUCUUGUUUCACUUGGUCAGCACUUCCAUGAGUUUAACGAUCCAAAAGAAGUCAAAACGAACAUUUACGAUGCCUUUGUUGGUAUAAGAGCAAAUUUGACAGAGAGAUGUGACAGAGACAAAUGCAACGGCUUUUGCGAUGCCAAGAAUCGGUGCACAUGUCCAAUGUGUUGUGAAAACGACUGUUUCUAUACAUACUGUAACACAAACAGUGGGUCGUGCGAACCUUGGCCACCAUAUAACCCAAAGGAGAAAGUCACUUGCCCAUCAAAUUGUGUUGGUGAUUAUAUCUGUAAAGAUAUGGAGGGGUGUGUUGUGAGCAGGUACAACACUUCUUGUGAGCCCAAAGUUGAUUGCCAAACAACAACUUGUCCAAAUGGUGAUAGUGGAUUGUGCCAAAUAGUGGAUAACUGCCCUUUGGACGACUCCCCCUCACAAGACGGAUAUUGUUGGAGUUAUAAAUGUGAUGUUAAUUCUGGGUACUGCAUUAAAGACCAAAGAGGAAAGGAGAAAUGCCCAAACAAAAACUCAAAGUGUGAACAGUACAAGUGUAAUGCAAAUCUGGAAUGCUCUGUCGAACCAAAGGAAUGUGUAAAAACAAUGCCAUAUAUUGAGAUGGAUUGCUAUAUCGCGAAAUGCAAUGAAAAGACUGGACAAUGUGAGAACAGAUUAAGUUGUGAUACAUUCUCUUCAUGUGGAGGCGGAGCAUCUGGAGAAUCAAUCUGUUAUUGUAACGCGACGACGAACAAUAAAUGCUUCUGCGAGAAGAAAGAAGGCGAUAACAAUUGCGAUAGCAAUAAGAACGAAAUAUGCGAUUACACCCAAGACCCUCCGAAAUGUGUUGUAUCGAGAUGUAAGGAGGAUUUGACUAUCUCUGGGUGUCAAUACCAGAAAUGCAAUGAAACCACUGGAAAUGCAUAUUAUGUUGACAUUGAAUGCACUGAAACAAUAAAGGAAGUAGAUAGCAGAUGCAAAGACAUGUUUACUUAUAUCUGUAUGGAUGGAAAGUGCGUUGUAAAGGCGGUUGUAUCUGAAGAUGAGCUGAAGGUAGAAUGUGGGUACUGUGAAUACAACUCUGUCUCAAAUAGUGUGGUAUAUAUUUCUAAUUGUGAGAAGACACAAGCAGAAUGCGAUCUUUUGAAGGAAAUGCAUCGAAGGAAAUGUGUCUAUCCACAAGUGUAG